AUGCCGAGAGGCAUAAAAUAUUUAGAUCUUUCUGGGUCUGGAGUGGAAGAGUGGUCUCCGUCAUCUAUCCAAUUUUUUGACAAUCAUGUGUUCGUAAAUAUUUCCCAUUGCGAAAACCUUAGAAGUCUUCCAAGAAUUAUAUAUUGCAAUACUUUUUCAGCACUUGAUAUCAGGUUCUGCCCAAAUCUCAUCAUGGCUCCGCAGAUUAUGGAAAUGCUCAACGAAAUUGCCUCCCUUAUUUGGUUUACUCUCUUUAAAAUAUCUGGAUCUAGAUGGCACUGCACUUGUAGAAAUUCCCCUGACAUUGUUUCUUUGUCAUCAUUAGAAUUACUGUCUCUACGUGAUGCUCCAAUAGAAGAAUUGCCGUCAUCAAUUGGUUGUCUCUCUUCACUUGUUAGUUUGAAUUUGCAGAGAUGUAAAAAGCUUAAGAGUCUCCCAAACAGCAUUUGUGAAUUGAAAUGUCUUAAGACUCUACUUCUCAGCGGCUGUUCAAAUCUAGAGAAAUUGCCUCCUUUAUAUGGUUUAUGCUCCUUAAAGAAUCUAUAUCUGGAUGGCACUGCACUCGUAAAAAUUCCCCUUGACAUUUUCUCUUUAUUAUCAUUGCGAGUAUUGUUUCUAAAUGAUACUCCAAUAGAAGAAUUGCCGUCAUCAAUUGGUUAUGAAUUGAAUUUUUGUAAUUGCGUAAAUUUGGACCAAAAUGCACGUGGCACCAUUAUGGCAGAUGCUAUCCAGAGAAUUAAAGAAUUAGCCUUUGCUAGAAGUUAUGGAGCAUUUUAUCCUAGUUUUUUGGUUGGUUUACCCGGAAGCAAAAUGCCUGAGUGGUUGAGCUGUGAAGGCCCAGGAGAUUUAAUAGAAACUUCGUUCCCUCCUGGUUGCUUCAAUAAUAUGUUCCUGGGUUUUGUUUUUUGUGCUAUUCUAGAAUUCAAGGCUCCUGUUGUUCAUGUGCGGCAUUUACAAUUAAGAUGUCGAAGCAGUUUCAAAAACAAUAAUGGCGACAGAGUCGCCAUGUUUUCAAGUAAAUAUUUCUGUUUGGAAGAUACCAUAGAAUCAGAUCAUGUGAUCUUUUGGUACGAUGGCCAUGGCAUUUUCUCUUUAGAUUGGCUCAAACAAAAUUGUGACAUGGAGAACAAGGCAAAAUUCGACCUCGAGCCUGAGAGUGUGGAUAUGACACAGUUGGAAGUGAAAAGGUUUGGGUUCCACUUGUUAUAUGACAAAGUUGAGCUAAACAAAUGCAAUCCUUACAUAUGCAGAGAAGCCAAUUUUCUGGAGCAAUUAGAAGAAACAGCAAAUGCCAACAAUAAGAGAAGCAGGGAAGACUUCUACUCCAGUAAUAUCAAUGGCAACCAGGAGGUGGAAACACACCCUAAAAGAUUGAGGCCAAACUUCUUUAUGGAAGAUUACUUUUCAAAUGCUCAGGAUGGGAUUAACUACGAUGCUACUAUGGUUCCUUCAAGUUCUUCAUGUGAAUUUGCUCCCAAAUUCUACAAAUUUCUUUGAAAUUCGUCCCUACUAAUUGUGGAUAACUAGGGUUUGCGGCUCUCUUUCCCUCAAGCUGCGUUGACAUCUUCCAAAUCUGGUCAUCAACUUUCUGAUCUGUCGGAUCUCAUUUGUUUUGGGCAUCAACUUUCUGAUCUGGCGAGUCUUACGAGCCCAUCUCUCGCGACUUCAGUGGCGUCUUCCAGACUAACUCUACGCCAACCCCGGCCUUCUCCAUCUCGCCUCUUCCAUUUCUCUUCUUCACUCAACGAUUCAGAAGCCCUAUGGUUUUAGUAGCCUCCAAUUUCUCCCUCUCUUGCACAAACUUAAUUAGCGACUAUAAGUCUUCCAUUUCAGAAUUUGUUGAAUAAUUGACAUGUGGGAUGGAGAAAACUGGUUUUAACACAAGGAUGGAUGACAAAUUUUAAUAAAUGAUUCAAUCGUGUAAUUCCCGCUGUCAGUUGCAAAACCAUGCAAUCAUUUGCCAAAUCUCAGGUUCUGCUUUUUCUGAUCACUAAUGCUCACCAUCAUUGUUGUCCCUUUUUUCCCUAUGCUGCCCAUCAGCGGUGUUGUUUGUUUGUUUGUUUGUUUGUUCUUUCCUUUUGGCUUGAUUGAGGUCCUUAAAACAAUUUCAGUAUCACUGCUCCUUAUAGUCCUAAAAAUAAUUUAUAGACAUUAAAACUUAUUGACAAAUAAUCUUCACAUGGAUAUGGAUGGUAUGGAGUUCAUGGAAUGGUAUAGGAGAAUAAAGAAUUUUUUUUAAAUGGAUUUGGAUGGUAUGGAGUUCAUGACAAACAAUGUCCAGAUUAAUUCAAUUAUAUUAUUGUUUAUGAUAAAUAAUUUUUUUUCCUAAUCAUCCCAUAAUACUAGUGUACCUUAAUUAAGAUAUUUUUAGUCUGAGAAUUCCGAUCAUCCAUAUGCAGUAUCAUAUU
This is a messenger RNA of Hevea brasiliensis (rubber tree), 2408 nucleotides long. RefSeq names its product disease resistance-like protein CSA1. The record is from RefSeq and is a predicted model, not a curated record. NCBI's taxonomy places the organism in Eukaryota, Viridiplantae, Streptophyta, Magnoliopsida, Malpighiales, Euphorbiaceae. Bases 1 to 1497 code for a protein of 498 amino acids. The transcript is spliced from 5 exons.